UUUGGUCCUAAAAUGAUGGGGAGGUUUGAAUGGAAGGAGUGGAGAGCAAACCAAAUAUGAACAAAACAUUCCACGUCAAUCUCUCUAUCCUCACAUUUAAAGCAACAUUACAUCACAAGCCUAAAAAAUGUGAACAUAAAAAACAAAGCAAAACAAAAAAACACAAACAAAGGAAGAAGAGUAACAAAUUGAAGAAGAAGAAGAAGAAAAAUAACAAAAUGUCGUGGCAAACUUAUGUGGAUGAACAUUUGAUGUGUGAUAUCGAUGGCACAGGACAUCAACUCACCGCCGCCGCCAUUCUUGGCCAUGACGGUUCUGUUUGGGCUCAAAGCACUUCCUUCCCUCAGUGUAAACCUGAUGAGAUUACUGGUAUCAUGAAAGAUUUUGAUGAACCUGGCUAUCUUGCACCUACUGGCUUACAUCUUGGGGAAGUUAAGUAUAUGGUUAUUCAGGGAGAGGCUGGAGCUGUCAUUCGUGGAAAGAAGGGAUCUGGAGGAAUAACCAUAAAGAAAACUGGUCAAGCUCUAGUUUUUGGCAUCUAUGAGGAACCUGUUACACCUGGACAAUGUAACCUGGUUGUUGAGAGGUUGGGAGAUUAUCUUGUUGAUCAAGGUCUUUAGAUCAAUAUUCUUCAAGAUUUUAAUAUUUAUGUUUUUUUAUAUUUUAUUUUUUUGCAAUUUUGGCAUGUAUACAUUUCAACCUUAAAUUGGGUCUUUUUCUGGGCACCUAAAUUGGGAGUUGUCUCAGACAAUAAUUAUGUGUGAAUUAAUCAAAUAUAUUUUUAUUGUUUGAA
Trifolium pratense (red clover) is the source of this 793-nucleotide messenger RNA. Its product is annotated as profilin-4-like. NCBI's taxonomy places the organism in Eukaryota, Viridiplantae, Streptophyta, Magnoliopsida, Fabales, Fabaceae. Gene Ontology annotation, molecular function: actin monomer binding. The transcript has 3 exons. The record is from RefSeq and is a predicted model, not a curated record. Bases 30 to 620 code for a protein of 196 amino acids. Gene Ontology annotation, cellular component: cell cortex.